CCCUCAAACCACCUGCCUUAAAUGACAGCGGGGCACAGCGGUUCUCUGUUGUUGUUGUCGCCCUUUGGCGCAGACUCUGACAGCUGGUUAAAGGAAGCCCCGCCAGAGUAUCAUUUAAAAAAAACGGGAACGCGAAAGCGUGUAUAUUCAGCUCUGGUCGUUGGGUGCACGGCGCUUUCCGUCCGCAAACGGUUGCUCUCUUUUUCUAUCAACCGUCCUCUUCCUCCGCCACAUUAACAUUAGCUUAGCCGCCUGCUAGUGCUCAGCGACAUUAUGGCAGGCGUGUUGAUGGGAGAGCUCUUCCUUAUUGCGCUUACCUAAAGAGGCAGUUCUGCUUUCAGUGGCUGACCUAGUGGCUGAUAAAUCCCCAGAGGCUUCCUGUAAAAGAUUCACAAACUGCCAUGGAGCCCAACGCGGCUACGGGCUGUGUGAACUUGGGCAGUCUGACCAGCACCUUACCGGUGAUCCCCUACCAGAAGCUGACAGACCUGUACUACCUGAGCAGAGGAGGGUUCGGCACCGUGUUUAAGGCGCAGCACUCCGACUGGAGGACCACUGUGGCCAUCAAGUGCCUGAAGAUCGACUCUCCUGUUGGAGAAAGAGAGAGGAACUGUCUGCUGAAGGAGGCAGAGGUGCUGCACAAAGCCAGGUUCAACUACAUCAUCCAGAUCUUUGGCAUCUGCAAUGAGCCAGAGUUCUUCUGCAUAGUCACAGAGUUUAUGAGCAAUGGCUCCCUGGACCUGUUGCUCCACGAGAAGGACAUGUACCCUGUUCUUGCCUGGCCUUUGCGACUGAGGAUUCUGUAUGAAAUCGCACUUGGGGUUAACUUCCUUCACAACAUGAACCCACCCCUCUUACAUCACGACCUGAAGACGCAGAACAUACUGCUGGAUGGCGAAUUUCAUGUUAAGAUCGCAGACUUUGGCCUUUCAAAGUGGCGGCAGCUGUCCGUCAGUAAAGGCUCAGGCUCCAAACCCACAGAGAUGGGGGGCACAGUGAUCUACAUGCCCCCUGAGAAGUACGAACCAUCAACCAAGAGCCGUCGUGCUGAUGUGAAACAUGAUAUGUACAGCUAUGCCAUUAUUAUGUGGGAGGUGCUGUCCAGGCAGAUACCAUUUGAAGAGGUGACAAACCCCAUGCAGAUCAUGUUCAGCGUGCUGCGUGGUAUGCGUCCUGACACAAACCUGGACAGUUUGCCGGCUGACAUCCCCAGCAGAGGAACCCUCAUCAGUUUAAUGACCUGCGGCUGGACCGCCAAUCCUGAUGAACGGCCCUCUUUCCUCCAGUGUUUGAUGGAGCUGGAGCCCAUGGUGCGAAAGUUUGAUGAAAUUGAAUUCUUGGAGGCUGUGCUGCAGAUCAAGAGGUCAAAGUCGAGGCCGGGGCGAUCAGGCUGCUGUUCAGCUCAGCCAUCUUGUGAGAAGAGUAGUGAAGAGAAAACCCUGAACGCUCUUAAGAGCAGGCCCAGCCCCUGGCCGGAGAGCUGCCCCUCAGGCUCAGGCUCUGGCUCUUGUUCCUCCCAGGACACAGACAUAUCUCUACCAGGCGCCCUCACCAGCAGUAAUGCUGCACCGUCUAAAGGCAGCCCUCCAUCAUCAUUCAUAGCUAAUACGCUGGAGCCUCCGGAGUCUCUGAAGGAAUCUGCAGUCAACAAUCUUAAUGGCUACCAGAGCGCUAGGCCCAUGAAUGAUUUGAAUAAUGUGCCGGUUUCCGAGUGUGAGACUCGACUGGACAACCUCACCCUCAAGCCACAGCUUCUGCAGCAAGCAGAUUACUGUCCUCCACUGCAGCACCCCCCACCCUCACAAGGCCCCAUCACCCAGUGGAUCGCAACACGGCGCGAGGAGAUCGUCUCCCAGAUGACAGAGGCCUGUUUGAACCAGAGCUUGGACGCCCUGCUGGCCCGCUCCAUGCUGAUGCAAGAGGAUUACGAACUCGUGGUGAACCAGCCCACGCGCACUGCUAAGGUCCGCCAGCUCCUGGACAACUGUAACAGACACAACGAAGACUUCUGCCGCAUUGUCGUGCGCAAGCUGCAUGACAACAAGCAGAUGGGCCUGCAGCCGUACCCGGCUGAAAUCACCUCACCUACCACAGCCCUCGUCCCCAGCGCACCACCGCUGUCCAUGUCCUACAAUAUCCCCAGGAACAUGUAGCAGCAGUCACGGCCAAGCACUGGACACAAUCCAGGUAACAGACUGUGCCAACUUUACACUACAGUUUGCUCUUACUGAACCCGCUGUCAUCGAGAUGCUCACCGUGUUUCCUGUCGGACUUUCCCUCGAAAAGACUGAGGGACAGCUGGUUGAGGAAAACGAGUCACAGGUACAAAGUUAAGCUACUGUUUUGAAAGUUAUUAUCCUCUCAUCAGUUAGAGAUGGAUCAGAUUCUGUAUUAUCAGAAUCAAAAGAUUUUGACUGAAUCAGUGAUUUUUAUUUAACAACGUUCUGGAUUUAAUGAAGUGUUUUAUUUAUAGUCUUUUCCUACUGUGUGGAUGUAUUGCAGAGUUUCAAUCCUUCUGCCAUGUUAGGCUUUUUUGGUCUUCAAAAAUCAGUUACCAUUAAUUAUGUAGCCUAGUAUUUUUAUGCGUGUGUGCGUGUGUAGAAGUGUGUGAAGCCUUAUUUGUAGAGUGCAAACAUCCUCAAUACACUCAGUUGAUCUGAGUAAGUGACAGGAGGACUGUUAACAUGCUGGAAAACCUGCAGCAAAAAUAAGGUUUAUUCCUAUUAUAGCAAUCUUAUCUCAAAGUAUCAUGUAGUAAUGGGUUCACUUUUCUGAGAAUGUUUACCUUCUGAGUUAAGAGAGGGACUAUGUGGCCCCUCAGAGGAGCUAAGAGUGUGUGUCUUUGCUUGAAGCACAUAACCAAUAAUAAAUCAGUGAGAAAAUGCAUAGUCAAGUGUUGUGCAAGAAAUACUUAAUACGUAAUAAUAUCUUACUACGUGUUCUUGAACGGUUACAGUUCCACGUAGCUCAGAUGUCAUGUUGGAAUCAGUUAUGAUUUUAGUAGACUGCGGCCAUGUGACUGGAAACUUUUUGUCCCUGUCUGGCCAUUUUGUCCUCACCCUCUUUUUACUGCUGAGCUAAGGAGAGUUGCUGAAACGUGGAGUAAAGAGGAAGUUGAGAUUGUAAUAUAACACCCACAAAGAGAGGGAUAUGUGCGUGCCCGCUCGUCUGUAUCUAGAUCACAAGUGGACCAAAGCGAUCUGAACCUCUGAUUUCUCUUGGUCUUCUCAGCAGUGGCCUCACCUCUCAGUAUUCUUAAUAAUGUCCACUUCAGACUCAUCUGGAUACUUCAAGAGUUACAGUUCUUCCGUGCACUCUGAGCUGAGCGCUUCUGAUCCUUCCGAGCUGAGACUAGAGCAAUACGUGAACCAAGAAAAUCAAACCUGUUUUUCUUGUAGCAGUAUAUGACACAGUCCAAGCUGUCACUCUGCUUUACUUGCGCAAAUAGUUCCACAAUAUCUGUGCUGCCUAAUCCGCUCAAAAUGACAGUAACACACGUUAAAAUAUUUUUCCGUCUGUUUCUUCUAGACAUUCAGCAAGGCAUAAAUCUGUAGACAAUACACACACUCACAUUAAAACAGUAGCACCAGUUUAUCUUAAAACCUGUUUGUCAGCCGCAGAGUUUACUGCCACUUCAUUCCUAUGUCUAAGAAAUAAUAUAUAUGCUUUGUGCCAAAAUACUCUGUGGUUGAGAAACAAAUGGUUUCUAUUUAAUGACGCAGUUGUUACUUUCAGUCCUCCCUCACUCAUCUGUGUAGUUGUGUUGGCGUGUGCGUGGGUAAUACAGCUGCAACUAAUGAUUAUUUUCUGUCAGAAAGCAACAGUUCACAGUUUCCCAGAGUCCAAAGUGACAUCUUCAGAUUUUUAGAUUCGUCUGACUAAGAAAACAAAGCAAAUGUUUUAAUUUUAGAGGCUGCAAUCAGUGAUUUUUGUUUUGUUUUUUUUUUUAAAUAACUUCAAUCAAUUGAUUUUCAGACAGGUUACAAAUUUAGUUUCUGUUGAUUGACUAAUUGUUUCAGCUCUGGUGUGUAUGUGUAAAGUUUCUCAUUAAGGGCCUUACUGUCUCCAUCACUGCUCUCACUUUUUCAAACGGGGGCUUAAAUUACAGUAUUGUACCUGUGGUAUUUACUGCCUUGUAUAUCCAUAAGUUCAUCACAGAACACAGAACGUUUGUUCCCAUUUCUCUACUAAAAUGCUCUUCUUCGUUGCUCAUAGUGUGGAUGCACAAGUUCCCUGUCAUUAAGUCCAGAGUGAACUGCAGUUCGAUAAUGACCGUGCUCUGAAAACCACAGAGGGAAAUGAGCCACAGCAGGUCACGCUUAGAGAGACUCUGCUGCAAGAAAUAUUACACAAUGAUAUAAUGUCAUUUAAAUGACAACAGGAAGGCCAACAAGGUCGAUAUACUUCCAUAACGUUGGACUUGUAUUGCCUUGUCUUUAAUAACUGUGCCUCAUAUUCUGCUUUUGGUCUCAACUAUAGUAACGCGCAAAAGCCUUUUACACACAUAUCAAGCAAAGAUGAGUAAAAAUGUUACAAAUUUGAUAGCCUAAAUGUGUUGUAACAUAUUUUAUACUGUAGAUGAUAGUUUCAUCUUUUUAUAUAUAUAUUUUCAUGUGAUCUCUUGUUAAAUGCAAAGUUUUUUUUUUGUGUUUGGUAUCCAUAGACCUGCCUUGACAUAAUUUAGUGCCCAUGUCAUUAUCAGUGUCAGUUUAUCAAACAGUAAUAUUAUGUAUUACAUAAAGUUCAGUUGAUGUGUAGCUGUAGUUUGAACAGAAACUGGGAUUUUUCAAAGACUGUAUCAAACUCAAUUAAAAUUGGUACUCUGUUUCUA
Messenger RNA from Toxotes jaculatrix (banded archerfish), 4831 nucleotides. RefSeq names its product receptor-interacting serine/threonine-protein kinase 2-like. The transcript is spliced from 11 exons. The record is from RefSeq and is a predicted model, not a curated record. Lineage: Eukaryota; Metazoa; Chordata; Actinopteri; Toxotidae. Gene Ontology annotation, molecular function: JUN kinase kinase kinase activity; ATP binding. Gene Ontology annotation, biological process: protein phosphorylation; innate immune response; regulation of apoptotic process. Bases 402 to 2153 code for a protein of 583 amino acids.